Xiphophorus hellerii (green swordtail) is the source of this 6718-nucleotide messenger RNA. RefSeq names its product neuropilin 1a (gene nrp1a). The transcript is spliced from 18 exons. Gene Ontology annotation, biological process: regulation of vascular endothelial growth factor receptor signaling pathway; vascular endothelial growth factor receptor signaling pathway; neural crest cell migration. Gene Ontology annotation, molecular function: semaphorin receptor activity; vascular endothelial growth factor binding; vascular endothelial growth factor receptor activity. Gene Ontology annotation, cellular component: plasma membrane; focal adhesion; axon. NCBI's taxonomy places the organism in Eukaryota, Metazoa, Chordata, Actinopteri, Cyprinodontiformes, Poeciliidae. The coding region runs from base 1086 to 3860 and encodes 924 amino acids. The record is from RefSeq and is a predicted model, not a curated record.
UGGAAGGAGCGGAGAGGCGCGCGCGGAGAGGAGCACAGACAGAGAAAGGGGGAAAGUUAUUUUAAAAGAUUACUUUUUACUUUUAUUUUUGAUAGAGGCGGUCUAUUUGGGAACUGGUUGGGUUUUUUUUUUUUUUUCUCCCCCUCUCACCACUCUCCUCACUGCGGUCAGGGUCUGAGCUGUGACAGCCCCGCUGAAUGAGAGCCGGAGAGAGCCGUUCUCACAGCGGGGAAAGGACUUGUCUGCACGCCGAGCGGAGGAGCCGCUCUCCCGGGCAGCGGACUGUGCGCUGAGCGGCCCCUUCCGCUCCCCUCCCAACCCUCCGGGACUCUGCGGGCGGUUCGAAGUUGGAGAUGAAAGAAGUUUUUGUCUCUGCUCGCUUUUGGGGGAUAUUUUUCUUGUCAUUUGUUUAAGGAAAUCAAAAGGGAAGCCUUUCGGAUCGCGCACUUUGCUCUGUUCCGCUCUUGUUGGAAAGCGGAGAGAGAGAAAGGGAAAGAGGUAGAGAGAGGGAGAGAGAGGGAGAGAGAGAGAAGAGGAGGGCUGGAUGCCUGCGGGUCCGCGGAUCCUCAAGACGCAGUCCCACAGCCAAGGAUUAUUGUCCAUCAUCCAACGGAGUAAGGACGCAAAAGGUGGAGGGGUGGAGAGGACUCGCAUCAUUCGGCGUCUCCGCGGUGGGAAUGGCAAGGCGGGCGCUGGAGAGAGGAGUGCAGCCGGGGCUGGAGAGGAGCCGGAGCCGGAGCUGAGUGACAGGAUGCCCGCGACCUGAACUGCUCGGAGCACCGAUUCAGCCUGGAGUUUUUGCCCUCUUUUUAAAAAAAAAAAAAAAAUAAUAAUAAUAAUUUUUUUUGAUUGUUUUGCUGCUAAAGUACAUUUCUAUUUUUAUUUUUGUUUUGUUUUGUUUUCUCGAACUAUAACGGAGAGACAUUAAGAAAGAAACAACAACAACAAAAAGCUUUUGGAGGAUUUCUCUUUUAAAAACAAAUACUUCUUUUCCUGGAGUGCUUUUGUUUUUCCUUCUUCUUCUUCUUCUUCUUCUUUUCUUUUUUUUUUUUUUUUUUUGUAAUUUUGGAGGAGACAGAACGAGGAUGCAUUGUGGAUUAGUUUUUGUCCUGUUCAUGGGAUUCCUCGCGGUGCUCGAGGCUUUUAAAAACGAUAAAUGCGGAGGCAACAUCAGAAUCUCCAGCGCCAGCUACCUCACGUCGCCCGGAUACCCGAUGUCCUACCCGCCCUCUCAGAGGUGCAUGUGGGUCAUCUCGGCGCCGGGUCCCCACCAGCGGAUACUUAUCAACUUCAACCCGCAUUUCGACCUGGAGGACCGAGAGUGCAAGUAUGACUACGUGGAGGUGCGAGAUGGUGUGGACGAGAACGGUCAGUUGGUGGGGAAGUACUGCGGGAAGAUCGCCCCCUCAGCGGUCGUCUCCUCAGGAAACCAGCUGUUUAUCAAGUUUGUGUCGGACUACGAGACACACGGAGCCGGAUUCUCCAUCCGAUAUGAGAUCUUUAAGACGGGUCCCGAGUGCUCCAAGAACUUCACCUCCAACAGCGGCGUCAUAAAGUCUCCGGGGUUUCCAGAGAAGUACCCCAACAACCUCGACUGCACCUUCAUGAUCUUCGCCCCAAAGAUGUCGGAAAUCAUUUUGGAGUUCGAGAACUUCGAGCUGGAACCUGACACAACACCCCCUACCGGUGUCUUUUGCCGCUACGACCGGCUGGAAAUCUGGGACGGUUUUCCAGGAGUCGGGCCUUACAUCGGCAGGUACUGUGGUCAGAACACCCCCGGCAGGAUCAUCUCCUACACAGGCAUUUUGGCUCUGACAAUCAACACCGACAGCGCCAUCGCUAAGGAAGGCUUCUCUGCCAACUUCACUGUCCUCGACCGGACCGUCCCAGAGGACUUUGACUGCAGCGAUCCGUUGGGAAUGGAGUCGGGGGAGAUAACAUCAGACCAAAUCAUGGCUUCAUCCCAGUACAACCCCAGCUGGUCCCCGGAGCGCUCCCGACUCAACUACUAUGAAAACGCAUGGACGCCCGCAGAGGACUCAAACAAGGAGUGGAUUCAGGUGGACCUCGGCUUUUUGCGCUUCAUCUCUGCCAUCGGGACACAGGGUGCCAUUUCCCAGGAGACUCACAAGAUAUACUUUGUCAAGUCCUACAAAGUAGACGUCAGCUCCAACGGAGAGGACUGGAUCACCUUGAAAGAAGGCUCCAAACAGAAGAUUUUCCAGGGCAACACCAACCCAACGGACGUCACCAAGGCCAAGCUGCCCAAACCCACGCUGACGCGAUUCCUCCGCAUCCGUCCAGUCGCCUGGGAAACGGGCAUAGCGCUGCGCUUCGAGGUCUACGGCUGCAAGAUAUCAGAGUACCCCUGCUCCGGCAUGCUGGGCAUGGUGUCGGGCCUGAUCACAGACAACCAGAUCACGGCGUCCUCUCACACUGACCGGAGCUGGGUGCCCGAGAACGCCCGCCUUCUCACCAGCAGGUCCGGGUGGACGCUGCUGCCCCAGCCGCAGCCCUUUGCGAACGAGUGGCUGCAGGUGGACCUCGGCGAAGAGAAGCUGGUGAAGGGGUUCAUCAUCCAGGGAGGGAAAUACCGCGAGAACAAGGUCUUCAUGAAGAAGUUCCGCCUCGGGUACAGCAACAACGGCUCCGACUGGAGGGUGGUGUAUGACACCAACGGAAACAAACCAAAGAUAUUUGAAGGUAACAGUAAUUACGACACUCCUGAGCUGAGGACAUUGGAGCCCCUGCUGACCCGUUUCAUCAGGAUUUAUCCAGAGAGGGCCACUCCUGCUGGGAUGGGCCUGCGCCUUGAGCUCCUCGGCUGCGAGAUUGAAGCUCCGACGCUCCCCCCGACCACUCCGGCCCCGAGCACCACCCCUUCCGAUGAGUGUGACGACGACCAGGCGAGCUGCCACAGCGGCACAGGUGAUGACUACGACGUGACAGGUGGCACCGCAAUGCCAGAGACCACAACUUUAAAAGUGGACCCCAUUCCAGGCUUUCUGUGGUUUGCUUGCGACUUCGGUUGGCCCAAUGAUCCCUCCUUCUGCCGCUGGACUUCAGAGGACACUGGCUCCAGGUGGCAGAUCCAGUCCAGCGGCACCCCAACUCUCAACACUGGCCCCAACAUGGACCACACAGGGGGGUCAGGAAACUUCAUCUAUACGCUAGCGACCGGUCUCCAGGAGAGCGAAGUGGCUCGACUAGUGAGUCCCGUGGUCAGCUCUGAGGAUUCCGACCUGUGCGUGUCCUUUUGGUACCACAUGUACGGGUCACACAUCGGAACACUGCAUAUCAAACAGCGCGAGCAGACUGAGGAAGGAACUGCCGACAUCCUGCUCUGGACGGUCAGUGGUCACCAAGGCAAUCGCUGGAGGGAAGGGCGUGUCCUUGUCCCGCGGAUCAGCAAACCCUAUCAGGUGGUGAUUGAGGGUCUUGUGCAGAGGAAGAGCUGGGGAGACAUCGCUGUGGAUGACAUUAAGGUUCUCGACGGGCUUGGCAAAUCAGAUUGUGAAGAUCCUGAUGUGCCUACUGAGCCAAUGCUACCGGAGGACAAUAUCAACGAAAUUUUUGAGGACAUCACCGACUAUCCAGACCUGGUAGAAACCAACCAGAUCAGCGGCGCUGGCAACAUGCUGAAAACUCUCAAUCCCAUCCUCAUCACCAUCAUCGCCAUGUCGGCCCUGGGGGUUUUCCUGGGGGCCAUCUGCGGCGUGGUCCUGUACUGCGCUUGCUCGCACGGCGGCAUGUCGGAGAGGAACUUAUCGGCCCUGGAGAACUAUAACUUUGAGUUGGUGGACGGUGUCAAGCUAAAAAAGGACAAACUCAAUGUACAGAACUCGUACUCAGAGGCAUGAGACGGGUCAGGCUGCUGUCACAAGACUAAAAGACGGAGCAGAGCUCGCACAAAAAGAAGAAGAAUGGAAAAAAAACAAAAACAUCUUCAGGCAUAUUUUGUAUGCCGGCCCCGUAAGCGGGCUCAACAGAACUGCCAAACACCCUCCGCUCAACAGAUGAGGGUCAAGGGUUCAGGAAACCAGUGGGAGGUUUGGACUGAUCCACGCUUUUUUUUCUCAGGAGCUGCAGUAAAAAGAACCUACCAGUAGGGGACACUGUGUACAAAUAAUAAAAUACAGGAAAAAAAAAGAAAAAAAAAAGUAUGUACAGAUGAUUUAGAUGAUAUUAUAAUUUUGUAUUUUGAUUUUCAUUCAUUUCUACAAUCGGAUGCUGGUGUUGAGACCAAUUUAUUAAUAAUGUUUAAAGUAUUUAUCUUUUGUGGUGGGGGGGAAGAAAUGUCUUGGGGAAGGUUUUGUUUUGUAGAAUCAGUUCAUGAAAGCUGUUGUUCCUCUUCACGCUUUGAAAGAGACGUGUCGAAACCCUUAAAGAACCAUAUCCCGACGAAACUGUAUAUUUUGCCACUGCGGGGCGGCGUAACGAGCGCGACCCCGAUCCUUUUCCCCUUUGACCCCCCCUGCAGUUCGGGUCCCAUUCACGUAUGGUUCUGACAGUGCCUUUAGUACCUUUUGGUUGGCCUUUUUCCGUUGAACCGAGUUCUCUUUUGAAUUAUAUUAGGGUUAAGUUAUAAUGAAAGGAAACAGGGGCACAUUACCUUAUGAAUUCCUGCCAAACAGGACUAUAUAGUUUAUUAUGGCGCUUUUUCUUUUGUUUUGUUUUGUUUUUCUGUCCAAGAAAAAGAAAAAAAAAAAACUUUGUAAAUAAGUUUUAAUAUAUUUUAUUGCCCUUUUUAAAGAAAGUAAAAAGAGGAGAAAAAAAAGCUGCAGUAUCCCUUUUUUUCCCCCCUCCAUUAGUUCGAGUGAGUGUGUGUGUGUGCGUGUGUAAACACAAACUUUUGACUGUUUUGUGCAGAAGUGUGGCGUCGGCCGUAGAUUCCGUUGCUCAGGCAAGCAAGACUGAUUUUGUGCGCGUGUGUGUGACGCUAAUUUUGUGCGUCGAAGCCAUCUUUCAUCCCCCCCUCCCCCCCCCCAAAAAAACACACAACUCAAAGGAUGGAUGAAUAAAAGGGUAAAACAUGCACAUGAAAAACAUCCUCCGUUGCUAAUGUCUCGUUUGACAGAAUUCAAGGGUAAAAUUAGACAUGUUUACGUCAGAAUAUAUAUAUGUCGACCAGCAUACCAAAAUGAAAACCAUCAACCAACGUUCUAUUAUUAUUAUUAUUAUUAUUGGGGGGUUUGUCUUUUAUUUUCCCUCCAGCAUCACUGUGGAUGUUCACUGUAAGAAGUGCUAUCUGAACAAUGCAGCUUGAACGCACUUUUGUUGAUAGGAAGCCGAUUUAAAAAAAAAAGAAAAAAAAAAAAAAAAAAAAGGAGCUGACCCACUGACCGAGUGACGGUGCUACCGGUAGUUCAGCUGGACAUGGACGUGUCUCGUGAUUAAACCCAGACGUGUAGCUGAAAGGUCUCGCUUGGGCCUGCGGGAGCUUUAUGCGUUUCACAUGUAGCAGCCAUAACGACGUGAUGUCAGAGCCGACGUCAUUGGAGCGGCACAGCGGGGGGGAUCGAGCGGCAUCACCUGAAUCAGGUUAUCUGGGAAUCCCUCCGUGGCUUUACCAAAGGAUUGUUGCCCCUCCACACCCACACACACACACACACCCACACACACCCCUACACACACACACCUUUUGACUGUAGGGGCUUUUCACCACACAGAGAGUACAGCAAGAACACACGUCAUCAUCAAGUGAUCACCCUUCAGGCAUGGGGGGGGGGGGGGGGGGGGGGGGGAACACCAGGACACUUGUGGAAAGUUGCAAAACGUGGCAAAGUGUUUGUUUGUUUGUUUUUCUAGGUUAUUUCAAUGUUUUAAAAAGUGUGAACUUUUACAAUCUCAGUCGAGAAGUUUGCAGAUGGACGGAUGAGACAAUCCCACCAUAACACACUCGGAUGGAGAGAAUGUCGAGGACACACACCCACACACACACCCAUGCACGCCCACACAAGACGGGGCCUGCGAGCCCAACGAUGAAACUCAUCGGUUUGCCUCACCAUCGACCCGAUCCAAUCACGAACUCGAUCAAUUUUUGUAUCUAAGAAGGGUGACGUCUUUUAAAUCCGUGUGCUUUGUAUGUCGUGCCGUGGUGUACACACACACACACACACACGCCCACCCCCGCACGCACCACACACACACUCUUACCUUUUUUUUUUUAUUAUUAUUAUUAUUAUCCCAUUUCAAAUCGGACGCCCCCGCUCUCCUCAGCUUUCAGUUUCAGAGGACGGUAGCUGAAGCAAUCUAGGAAAAAAAAAAAAAAAACCGGAUUCUGUAGCGUGGACUCGAAACCAACAAUGUUGCACUGAGAAAUAUAUUUAAGAGGUCUAUGUGUUUAUAGUGUUCAUUUGCAAAAAGAAAAAAAAAGAAAAUUACGUCAAAAGAGAGAAAAAAAACAACUUGUGCUCGUUUUUUUUUAAAAGCAUCAUUUCAGAUUAUCUGAAAUGGAUCCAAAAUGUAAAAAAAAAAAAAAAAAAAAAAAGAGAGAGAGAGAGAAGUUUUCAUUACUGAAAAGACGGAACAGAUUUUUUUUUUAAAGAAGAAACUUCCCCUCCCCGUACAUGUACAUGCCAUGUUAGCGCUUCAUUUUGUACUGUCAUUCAGAUUUUGUGCAGAUUUUUAUUUGUUUGUUCUUUUUGUUUGUUUUUUACAAGAAAAACAAGACUUUUAUUUUCAAUACUGCUUCUGUAUUUUGCUGUUGUAGGGGGGG